Messenger RNA from Aphanomyces invadans, 1521 nucleotides. RefSeq lists its product as hypothetical. The record is from RefSeq and is a predicted model, not a curated record. Gene Ontology annotation, molecular function: aspartic-type endopeptidase activity. Lineage: Eukaryota; Oomycota; Saprolegniomycetes; Saprolegniales; Verrucalvaceae. Gene Ontology annotation, biological process: proteolysis. The transcript has a single exon. The coding region runs from base 1 to 1521 and encodes 506 amino acids.
AUGGCAGGUCAUGGCCGCGUUCUCGUCGCUGCUGCAGCGGCGCUGUGCGGCGGCCUGGCUGGUGUCGACGCGUCCGUUGCAUUCAAGAUGACGCGCCUGACCACAACACACGAGGAAAUGUUCCUCGAGACGUUGAAAGCCGAUCGCGACAGCGGCGGCGCGGCCAAAACGACCCUCCUUCUUGGCCAGGGGGUGCAUUCGGUCGAAGCGUUCUUUGGCGGACAACCGCGCGUCCUGAUCGUGGACACGGGCAGCGCCGACACGGCGUUUCCGUGCUCGGACUGCCACGGUUGCAGCGACAGCCACCUAAACACUUUCUACCGCUUCACCAACACCUCGACGUACGUCUCAUGCAAAGACAAUGCGGCGUGGGGGUUGACUGCAUGCAAAUCGUGCACGACAGACGACAAGUGUGUGUUUGCAGAGCAAUACGUCGAAGGCAGCGGAUGGGAAGCAUUCAAGGUCAAGGAUUUGUGCUACUUUGACGAGAAUCGAGACGUAGUCGCAGACGUUGUAUUUGGGUGCAUGCAUUCGGAGAGCGGGGCGUUCUUGAACCAGGAAGCGGACGGAAUCAUGGGCAUGUCGAGGGACCCGGACGCGCUGUUUGUGCAGUUCUUUGACCAUGGCGCGACCAAGAUGAAGGGAUUUUCGCAGUGCAUUUCGUCAACGGGAGGUCACAUGGUACUCGGCGGACUCGACGCUUCCGUCCACAACCCUGGUGCCGACAUGGUGUUCACGCCACUUCGGGCGACGGGGUAUUCGUACUGGACUGUCUCGAUGGAGUCGCUCGCUGUGGACGGCGACAUCAUCGACGUCCCGAGCACCGUGUACAACCAGAACCGUGGCUGUGUCUUUGACAGCGGUACGACGUUUGUGUACUUGCCUAGCGCGGCCGCAGAUGCCUUUCAAGCCAAGUGGGCUGCUGCUGUCGCGGCUGCUGGCCUUGACGCAGCCACGUUUUCAACGUACCGAGAAGGCGGCGAAUACGUCGUGCGGUCGCCGAGCGUGCUCCUCAAGUUCCCGACGCUGUCGUUCAAGUUUGCCAACGAUGCCGUCAUGCAUCUCCCCCCGACGCAGUACAUGGUGAGCAACGGAGGCACCACGUACACCGCGACGGUGUUCUUUCAGGAUUUUGCCCAUGCCACCAUCAUCGGCGCCUCCAUGCUGGCCAACCACAACGUGCUCUACGACAUGGCCAACCAUCGCGUCGGGUUUGCCCCGGCCGACUGCGACACGGACGUCGUCCAUGGAGCGAUGGCGCUCUUGGUCACGGAUGUCGGCGGCGACACGUUCAUACCGGAAACAACGUGGAUGCAGUGGCUGCUGCAGCUGCCGAGUGUGGCAGGGUUUGUCCUGGGCGUUGUGGUGUUGUAUGUAGCGAAGGAAGCGUGGGAUGCAGUCGGCAAGUUUGUUGGCCGUGACAAGGCGGUGUUUGUCGCGGCGGACACCGCCUGCGGCGAUAAUGACGAAGAAGCCGGCGCCGUCCAACCCUCCACCCGGACGACGUUUGUGCUGCUAUAG